UUAUACAGCAGUGUGGUGGAGGUGGUUCUUGCAAAGUGCUGCUGGUCCGGCUGACAGCUCGAUGACUGCGCUGUGGAGGAUUGGCUGAGGAGUUGCGCGCAGCAUGGGCACCGGGGAUUACAUCUGCGUGACGCUGCGUGGUGGUGCGCCCUGGGGAUUCACCCUGCGAGAGGGAGAGGGGGACACCUAUAGACCUUUCUUAGUCUCCCAGGUAGAGGAAGGUGGUCGUGCCUUCCUGGCUGGAGUGCAGGAAGGUGAUGAGGUGGUGUCACUCAAUGGAGAGCCGUGUGCUGAUCUUACCCUCCUACGAGCCUUUGCACUCAUCGACACGUCCAUCGACUGUCUGCAGCUCCUUCUUAAAAGAUACUGCUCCAUCGCCCCAGAAGACUAUGAACCAGAAGAGACAUACUGUGGUCAGAGGGAGUCGUCUGCUGUGGCUUUAGAAAGCACCACACUCCACAUCUUCUCCCCAAAGCACAGGUCCCAAAGCCCAAGGGAACUCUACAUAUCUGAGUCCCAGGAUGAGGCCUACUAUGGGGAGUCGGACAGCGACAUAGCAUUUCCCAGGGGGCCCCAGCUGCUUUCCACCGAGCUACAUGUUCCCUCAUCUGGAGAUCGAAGAGGCAGAAAACCUGGUUUUAAGGACAAUGAUGACGAAGUGCAGCGGUGUUUCUCCCCAGGGGACAUGGUUGAGCUGCAGGUGUCGCUGUCUGAGCAAACCUUAGAUGAUGUUGGGGGCUGCACCUCUCUUGGGAGUGCCAUUGGGAUCCAGGGAGAAGUCUCAAACAGAGAGGCCGUUGAGACGAUCCACACCACCACCACAUCACACUAUGUGCCGAGUGCUGUCAGAGAGCCACUCGGGCAGCGUGGGGUGGUGCUCAGCUCCCCCUCGAUGCUGGGGCAGGUGGAGGUCAUUUUGCAGCAGUCAGAAGCAUCAGGAGCAGGGAGGGGCAUCCUGAGUGUGGGUGGCUCCAGGGUCAGUGGAAGUGUUGGAUCCCAGAGUGAAGGAGAAGAAGGAGGAGGGCACUCUGAGGGAGUUCCCGGGUCUUUUACCGUCACAUUUGGAAUUCCCUCAGAUGAGGUGACACCGGCUGAAGAGCAGGACUCUGAUUCUGAGGGGGAUCAAGACAAACCCAGCAAGCAUCGGGCAAGACACGCCAGGCUCAGGCGCAGCGAGAGUCUGUCUGAGAAGCAGGUGAAAGAGGCCAAGUCCAAAUGUAAACGUAUUGCUCUCCUUCUUACGGCUGCUCCGCCCAACCCCAACAACAAGGGGGUGUUGAUGUUCAAGAAACAUCGGCAAAGGGCCAAGAAAUACACACUUGUCAGCUACGGCACAGGAGAAGACGAGCCAGAGUACAGCGACGAAGAGGACGAGGAAGAAAACCAUACUGUUGAAUUUACCCUUGUGGCUCCUAACGAUUCUGAAGUAGACAAGAAUUUUGUCACUAAUGCCCAUAGCAGCAAAGGUGUGCUGACUAUCAACUUUGAUAAGGGUCUCCUUGAAAUUGAAAGGAACCUGAACAACCAAGCAGAGAUGGAGUGUUUGCCCGAAACCAAAGGCAAGGGUGCCCAAAUGUUUGCCCAGCGGCGUCUAAGAAUGGAUGAGAUUUCUGCUGAACAUGAGGAGCUCAGGCGCCAAGGUAUCCCAGUGGAAGGAAUACAGGAGAUUGAAAAGAAGGCAGUGGAGCACUCCUACAUGCAGUCCACAACAGAGGGCCAUGCUUACAUGGAUGUAAAUAUACAUCAACAAAGCCAACAGCAACAUCAGUACCAACAACAAACCCAACAGCAACAACAAUACCAGCAAUAUCAAGAGCAGCAGUACUAUGAGCAACAACAGAAUUACCAACAACAACUACAGCAACAACAACAACAACAAUACCAACAGCAGUAUCAGCAGCAGCAGUAUGAACAACAGCAUUAUCAACAACAGCAAAUGUAUCAGCAGCAGCAAGACUAUCAUCAACAGCAACAACAACUGCAACACUAUACUACAAAUGUCAACGGCACAGUCCAACAUCAAGCCUGUGAAAUGCAGAGUUCUUUCAGCAAUCGUUCUGCAAAGCCUUUCUCAGUAGAGAACAUGACAACUACCCCUUAUUCUCCCGCAAUGAGUGGGACCAAUCAAGAUUCCGUAGGCCAAGGAGAGCAGAUAGCUUCCCGGGAUGAGCGCAUUUCUACCCCUGCAAUUAAAACUGGUGUUUUGUCAGAAGCAAGGAAGAGAAACACUGGCAAGCCCAUGUUCACAUUUAAGGAAGCACCAAAAGUAUCCCCUAACCCAGUAUUGCUAAACCUCCUCAACAGGAGUGACAAGAAGGGUUUUGAGUCAGGACCUGAAGAAGACUACCUUAGCCUUGGGGCUGAGGCAUGUAAUUUCCUCCAGUCCUCAGUUAAACACAAGACUCCUCCACCAGUGGCUCCGAAACCUGUGAUCAACCCCAGCACUUUUCCUUGGUGCCCACAGAUUGAAGUGACCAACCAGGACAUGCCUCAGCAAGCUGAAAAUAGUGUGUCCACACCUGCUGUAGCCCCCACCACAGAGACUACUUCUGCUCCAGAACUAGAGCCAGCCCCUGCACCUGCCCCUGAGCCCUCUCCCCCCCCUGCCCCCCAGGAAGUUCCUGCUAGCUCUGCCACAGAGGAACAGCCCACAUGGACUCUUCCGGAGCCUAAAUCUCAACAACUGCCAGCACAGGAAGAACAUGGUCAGAUGAAUUCUACCAUGCAGCCUGAGCAUGCUCCUGCAACUAGUUGGCCUGCAGCACAAACACAAGCACAACAGCAGCCAUCUAACAAUUCUUGGCAUCCAGCUCAAGCGCAGCCACAGGAACCGCCUCAGUCACCACAACAGCCUCCUUGGGUGACACGUCAACCUACCCAGACCCAAGCACAGCCUCAAACAAAUACUUGGACCCCUCCAAACCAGCCAUCCUGGAGUAAGCCUCAAGAGCAAAUACAAGCUCCAACAAAUGCUCAGCCAACCUGGGCCCAGCCUCAAGAGCAAGCACUGUCUCAGCCACAGGUUCAGCCACCCUGGGCACAGCCCCAAGAGCAAACACUGUCUCAGCCACAGGUUCAGCCACCCUGGACACGCUCUAAUGAGCAGCCAAAUCAGCAGCAAAUGCAACCAACUUGGGGUCAGCCUAAAGACCAGCCAAUGCAGCAGCAGCCCCAGGCACCAUGGGCACAGCCAUCACAAACAGAAACUCAGCCUCUACCACCAUGGAUGCAACAACCCCAGCAAAAGUCCCAAGCACAACCACCAUGGGUUCAGCAGGGUCAACCAGAAUCCCAGCAACAACCACCAUGGGUUCAGCAACCACAGCAUCAGGCUCCACAACAAGCAUGGCCACAGGCCCAAGCACCAGGUCAGCCUCAACCAACUUGGGUUUCAGCUCAGCCUCAACAGCAACAGCAACCUUCAAUGAAUACAUGGCCUCCAUCACAAACUCAAGCACAAGUUCAGCCACCCUGGAUCCAAGCAGGCCAAGCUCAACCUCCAGCACAGCCCCAAGCCAAUUUGAAUCCAUGGGCGCCAGUACCUGCCCAGGCUCAGUCUCAACCAUCAUGGGGCCAGCACCCUGCAGAACAUGGUCAGAAUCCAAUGAGUUCUUGGGCCCAAGACCAAAAUCAGACCCAACAACAACCCCCUUGGGCUCAGCCCAUUCCACCCCAGCCCACACCACAGCCAAACUGGCAACAGUCCACUUCAAAUUCUUCACCACAGCCACCAAUGAGCACAUGGCCUUCAGCUCAGCCACAGCCUCAGACACCUGUUAGUGCCUGGGCUCCACAGACACAGCAAACACCUGUGAAUGUUUCUGCAUCAAUGGUGAACACGCACCCCUCUCCAAAGCCUUGGCUUCCACCACAAAAUGCCCCACAAAACCAGACCCCACCACCCCCACCACAGCGGAUACACUCGUUUGCCUUUGGUCAGAGGGCUUCAUCACCCAUCAACCCAAUGGCCACUGUCUUAAACCCAUCAUCGCAAGGUUCAUCUUUUGAGAUGCCAGCCGUCAGAGGAAAAGGAGCUGAUAUGUUUGCCAAGAGGCAGUCUCGUAUGGAGAAGUUUGUUGUGGACUCUGAGACUGUGCAAGCAAACAAGGAAAGCCGGUCAACAUCGCCAGUUGCUUCUUUGCCAACUGAGUGGAAAUAUACACCUAAUGUACGUGCUCCACCUCCACUGGCAUAUAAUCCUAUUCAGUCCCCUCUUUACCCCCCAGCAGCGACAAAGCAGCCCCCUCCAAGUAGCCCUUCAACCAAGAAAAAACAGAAAGAGAAGCAAAAGCCUGCCCCUAAACCCCUCAGUGUUGUAGAGGUUAUGAAGCAUCAACCCUAUCAACUUAAUUCCUCACUCUUUACUUUUGGCCCAGCAGCAGAGGCUAACAAGCCCCCUACACCUAAGCCAGACUCUUUACCUCCUAACCCUCCUGUCGAAAACCAACCAAUUAGAUAUGAGCAAAUGGCCCCUAUACAGCCAGCUGGACCAUUUAAUGCCCCAUACCCCCAGCAACCUUACGGGAUGCCCAUGCAGCCUAUGAUACAUGAUGGCCACUACCAGCAGAACCCAGUUUAUCCUCCCUCUAACCCUUAUCCACAGCCUCCUGGAGGUCCAUACCAGCAAGCAUAUAACCAACAAUAUCAGCAACCUGCCCCACCCGCUUAUCAUAUCCAAGGUCCUCAGUCCCCGAACCUUACCUACCAACAGGCACCGCAGGCCCCUUACCCACCCACCAAUAGCCCUCCCUAUCUGGCAACUCCCUCAGUGCCUUACCAGCCACCGCCUCCCAGUAGCUACACUGUUCCUAGUUUUCCUGUAGCUGCAAGACCUGAAUCAGCAGCAGGUGGCAAUAAUAUGGCUGCUCCAAAACCUAAAUUUACAGCAAAAAAGAGCUCAGCUCAGGUGUGGAAGCCAACAGCAGUUGAUAAAGAGUGAUUCUGGUAGAUUAACAUGCCUAGUGUGCUUGAGUCAACGGGUUGGUGCUCUUGCAUUUAAAGUAAUAUUUGCAAUUACUAUCAUAUUCAAAGUUGUUUGAGGUAAUGCAAAUAGAAUAACAAAGAUUAAGAACAUAAUGAUAAGAGUGGGAUGUAAGUAUAUUUUAUGAGACAUACAUUAUCCAAACAGAGGUUUAUAAAGCCUGUGUAUUUUGACAUGUUAAUAGAUAAUGAUGCCUAUGGAAACUAUAGAUCAAAAUCACUAUAGUGUGAUUUUGAAGAUAAGAAUCUAAAGUGGUGGCAAAGUAAGAAUGUAGGGGAGCAUGAUGUUCAGUCAGAAAUGAAAGACAAUUGUGAGAAAAAUGCAAUCAGACGCGAAUGGUCAGUGACACCAGGAAGUUGACUUUUGAUAAGAAGAAAAUAUGAAACAUGCCUAAUCUUAUUUGAUAAAAAUAAAUCAACUGAAUGAAUAAAAUAAAGAUAACAAAUAGUGAGGGAGAUGGGCGGGGUCUGUGGGGUGUAAUGAUACCAAGCAGAAGGCUAAAUUUGCUAUGUCAGUGAUGUCGUAAGUGCAGGGAUUAUGUAACAACUCUGUGGGGUUUCAAGUCAAGCCUGGUGAAAACAGCAGUUCUCCUUACAAAAAGUAACUAGCUCUGUCUUGCUUGAUCUUCAGAUGUUUUAAUCAGUAAAUUAUUUAUUAUUUGGGGGCUUUCCCACAACACCUACUUAAGUGGGUUAAUUUUAUUUUAAGCUUUUUAACAGCUGUUGCAUCAUGUUAGGCACUAUAUUUAAACUGCCUUGUGGGAGGGAGUGCUGAGGUCCAGAGAUAGUAGGCUUAAAUUUCAACUUAAGCCAGUGAAAGCUACUUUAUCAGAGGCCCUCAUAGUAUUUCUUUUUUUCUGAUAACAGAAAAAUAUAUAGUGUUGGCCACUCUAGUAGUGUCACUGCUUUUGUUUUAUAUGACUAGAUGAUUAACAAAAGAAGAUUUAUUGAAAGAAUAACCAGCCUGGUGAUGUUCACAAAUAUAUUUUUGGUACAGGGCUGCUUUUGUUCUUCAUGUUGUUUUCUUUUUCCUUUCCCUUUGUGUGCUUCUCUUCGUAGUGCACUUUCUGUAUGAUUCACUGCAGUGCCAUUAAAAUGUCUUUUAUCCUUGUUUGGCUUUCCUAUCCUUUUUUCUUUUGAGCAUGCUUUUUUGGGUUUCUUCUAUUUCAAGUCUCUUCUCUUUUCAUCUUUCAAUUAAAAUUAGAUCAGAUCCAAUGUGGAAUUUCACCACCUCUCCACCUGUACAAUAAAUAGUGAGAGAUUUUUAUAUUAUUUGCUUGGACAAAAACUUAUUUAGCCACAAAUCAGUCUGUACUAUCGAAUUAGACUGACAUGUAUGUCUAAUAUUUGUUUGCAAAACCAGUGGUCCAAAUUGAGUUUUCAACAGUAAAAUACAACAUGCACUCUAUAAAGGGCCAGGAACACCUCAUUAUCCAAAUCACCUACUUUUACUGCUAUUGAGCUGAAUGCUUCACAAGCACAUUCCUGACGGAUGACUACCCGAUGAUGCAUUUUUGAAGGGUAUUAAUAGAUCGGUGACUUCACUGAAUAUGCAGGCCACCUCACUGGAUAAUUAUGGAGGUCAGGUCAGCGAGCCCCUACUGACAUGUAUAUACACGUUGUGUCAUACAUUUUCAGAAAGGCCAAUUAUUUGUUUUAAUAUUUAAAUCGAUGUAUGUCUGAAUAACACAACUGUUCAGGAGUAAAUGUGUCCAAAGAGUGCAAUGACAAACAAGUCUGUUUGAUAAAGAGACACUGAGUAGGAGUCAGAUUCCUCCAGAAGCAGAAAUAUGCCAACUUAAGGCUCCAUUUGAUGUGUUAUUUAUGCAUUAAAAGGAAUUUACUGGAACCCUUAGCUUACCACAGCCCUACACAAACAGAGCCGUUACACUUUUGUGUAUGGUGACUAUUUUGAGCACGUCUCAAAAAUGGAGGCUACUGCAUGCACACACCAUCGUGAACACCAACUCUUAAGAUCUGCUCGCACCUCAUUUCUGAGAUAUAUGUUGAUUUCUGCAGGAUGGCAGCUACAUAAUGGACAUAAACAAUGUGUGGUUAUUGUAUAGUCAUCUAGGAAAAUCUCCCCUAGUAGAAUGAAAAUAUGGUAGCUUAGAUUCUCUACUAAUCUACUCGGACAUUCUUUUGUCUGCCCUAAUCCAGGAUAACGCUGCCAAAGGCAUUUUAGGCCUACCAGAUUCCUGAGUCAGCAGAUAAUUCAUUCCCCUUUGACUCAUUCAGCUCCAUUAUUUUCUUUUUUUAGGACUGCACUGCACUUCUAUUCUGUCCAUUUCUUUCACUCUUGCCGCCUCUUGCCAUCUGCUGAUCCUACACAUCUUUCACCAGAGGAUGGCAGCACUGCCUUUUUCUGCCUGUCUGCCAUAUUCAACAGACUGUAAUGUCAGAGCUGAUGAACGCUUCAGAGUUGCUUCGUCGCCCCACAUAACCCUCAGUUGUCUAGGCAUCCUAAUGAAGAUUUUAGUGUUGUGCAUUUAGCAGUUUCACCAUCUCAUUGUCAUACUUCGGCUGCUGUCUCGCAAAGCAGAUCCAACGACAACACGCUCAGUGUGGCUUACUCUGGGAACCCCGUGCACUCUCAUAAGCCAGUUAUUCUAAGAAAUAAGAUGGCAGUCCACGCUGUUUGGAUAAAUGCUAAAGCUCUGUGUUGAGGAGGCUUACUGUGGAAUGGACAAUUAAGUCCACAAUAAUUUAACAUAAUAUGUUUUUUGAGCCUUUGAAAACUUUAACAGUAAUUCAUUUUGCUAGCUAUUAAAUGGUUUUACAUAUUAAAUACACAAUACUCACCGCUACAUCAAACACAAUGUUACAGUAUUACAGUACAUAAAAGAAAUGUGUUUACAAAGAGCUGUUCUAUUUUCCAACGUUUUACAAGCUGGUUUGAUUUGGCCAGACUGCCAGUCAGCCAAACAAAAAUGAGCCCUUACUAAAAACAAACAUGUCUGAAUC
This is a messenger RNA of Acanthopagrus latus (yellowfin seabream), 7944 nucleotides long. Its product is annotated as synaptopodin-2. Bases 104 to 4939 code for a protein of 1611 amino acids. The transcript is spliced from 4 exons. Gene Ontology annotation, molecular function: actin binding. The record is from RefSeq and is a predicted model, not a curated record. Gene Ontology annotation, biological process: positive regulation of actin filament bundle assembly. Lineage: Eukaryota; Metazoa; Chordata; Actinopteri; Spariformes; Sparidae. Gene Ontology annotation, cellular component: Z disc; nucleus; actin cytoskeleton.